CAAUGUCCAAAUGCAAAUGGAUCAAAAUUCAAAAAUAAUAAUUGAAAGGGAGGGCAUGCAGCUUGAGAUGGUGCUAGUGCCUUUGGGUAUGGGUGUCCUUUUGUCCUACCAUUUUUGGCUUCUCUUCACCAUUUUAAACAACCCUAGAAGAACUGUCAUUGGUCUCAAUGCUGAGAGCCGCCACAAAUGGGUUUUCUGCUUGAUGGCUGAUCCACUGAAAAACGGUGUUUUGGCGAUUCAAACACUACGCAACAACAUAAUGGCGUCGACACUUUUGGCCACAACAGCAAUCACACUAAGCUCGUUAAUAAGUGUGUACGUGGGCAACAACCAGACAAGUAGCUCUUCCUCCUCUGGAUUAAUAUUAUUAAUGGAGUAUAAAUCUUCGAGCGUGUCGUCUGUGAAGUUCUUUGCUAUCUUAGUAUGCUUUCUUGUUGCCUUUCUUUGCAAUCUGCAAUCCAUUAGGUACUAUGCACAUGCUAGCUUUCUUCUCACCGUGCCGAUAUACAGAGACAGAAAAGAAGCUAUUGAGUAUGCAGCAACAAACCUGAAUAGAGGAGGCUUCUUUUGGUCACUUGGCCUACGAGCGUUCUACUUGUCCUUCCCUCUCUUCUUGUGGGUUUUCGGAGCAAUUCCCAUGUUUUUAUGUUGCUGUGUAAUGUCAAUUGUUCUCUAUUUCUUGGACACGAGUUCGAGCUUCACAAGGGAUCUUUACGAUCAUACUACUAGUGUUGAAGACAUGGAAUCAAGUAUUGAUCGCCAAACGUUAUUGCUAUAAAGAGAUUUAAAAUAUGUCAUCCUCAAAAAGCAUGUUUUGUUUGUGGAGAUGUUUUUUUCUUUGCUAAUGUCUCAUAUUUUAAGAUCUCCGGUUGUUCUUGUAAAAUGGCCUUUAAUUCUACGGUUUUAUGCACAAUUUUCUCUUAAUGACAUUACUCUCUUGGGUGCUUCUAAGCUCAGAUACCCCCAAUUCUAUCUCACAUGAAAUAUCCCUUAAUAGCUUUAAACAAGAAAUAUAGGUAAAAACAAAAUAAUUCGAGCAAUUA
Erythranthe guttata (spotted monkey flower) is the source of this 1043-nucleotide messenger RNA. RefSeq lists its product as uncharacterized. NCBI's taxonomy places the organism in Eukaryota, Viridiplantae, Streptophyta, Magnoliopsida, Lamiales, Phrymaceae. The record is from RefSeq and is a predicted model, not a curated record.